This is a messenger RNA of Bipolaris victoriae FI3, 522 nucleotides long. RefSeq lists its product as hypothetical. The record is from RefSeq and is a predicted model, not a curated record. The transcript has 2 exons. Lineage: Eukaryota; Fungi; Ascomycota; Dothideomycetes; Pleosporales; Pleosporaceae. The coding region runs from base 1 to 522 and encodes 173 amino acids.
AUGAACGUCAGCACCGCGACGCAGAUGUUUACCAGGCCAAAAUCACAGCCAACACAGGCGGCUUGGGGGCGCGAGCAGAGAGGGUUGGCUGAGGGUGCUCGGGGGAGGUGCACGAUGACGGGGAGCAAUGUAAUGGGCAAGGCCAGCGUGGUACACAGUGGUCGCUGCGUUCGGUCCCAUGGCGCCGCGGGCUCCCGUCGAGAUUCGCACAGCUUGGCCAGCCCGCUCCCUUGCCUGUUGAGGCUGACAUGGAAGCGCCAUCAGUCUGCUUCUGGUCGAUUAGAAUGGCGCGGCGGCAGGUUUGGGUUGGGAUGGAUACAAGCGACGGCGAUGCUGUGGGCUGGCUUCCCCACAUGGGCUUGCCUCUCGCCAGGGCCUGAUUACUCAGCCAUCACCAAGCACCCCAAGUCCAAGUCAAGUCCAGCUGCAAACCUCUCCCACUCCCCAAGCACACGCCUGCCACUCGCCUCCCGCCCCCUGUCUAGGCGCAUGCACCAGACGAUCAUUGGCAAUCGCUUUUAG